This is a messenger RNA of Myxocyprinus asiaticus (Chinese sucker), 2062 nucleotides long. Its product is annotated as presenilins-associated rhomboid-like protein, mitochondrial. The coding region runs from base 29 to 1159 and encodes 376 amino acids. The record is from RefSeq and is a predicted model, not a curated record. Gene Ontology annotation, cellular component: membrane. Gene Ontology annotation, molecular function: serine-type endopeptidase activity. The transcript is spliced from 10 exons. NCBI's taxonomy places the organism in Eukaryota, Metazoa, Chordata, Actinopteri, Cypriniformes, Catostomidae.
AGGUCGCUGUGGGCGGGUGCAGAAGCGGAUGCGGACGGUGAGCAGCAGUGGGGUCGCAGUGAUGAUGGCGGUGAGGGGUGCAGUGUUGUUCGGACGGGCUUCUGAGAGCUGCAUCAACACACACUGCCUGACCAACAGAUUUACGCUUCAAACGCAGCAGAGGUGUGGCUUCCGCAAGGUGUCAAAGAAGGUGGAGCCAAAGAAGGGCGUGGCAGAAGAGGCGGGGCAAAAUGAAAUUGUACGUAAAGGCGUGGCUCCUCUGCCAGAACCGCCCACUCCACAGAUGCCCACUAGGGCGUUUGGCAGACUGGUCAAACCGUUUAUCUUCACUAUAGGGUUUACAGGUUGUUCGUUCGGCGGAGCGGCAAUAUGGCAGUAUGAAAGUUUAAAAUCUCGUGUACAGAGUUACUUCGAUGAUGUCAAAGCAGACUGGCUAGAGAAGAUACGGCCCCAGAAACAGGGAGAUUUGCGCAAACAGGUGAAUCAGUGGUGGAACAGUUUAAGUGAAGGACAGAAAACAGUCACAGGCAUUAUAGCUGCAAAUGCAUUGGUGUUUUGUUGCUGGAGAAUUCCACCUCUGCAGCGUUCCAUGCUGAAGUACUUCACAUCUAACCCCUCCUCCAAGGCAUUGUGUUGGCCCAUGCUGCUGUCCACGUUCAGUCACUAUUCUCUCUUUCACCUGGCUGCAAACAUGUACGUGCUGUGGAGUUUCUCGUCAAGCAUCGUCAACAUGAUGGGCAAAGAGCAGUUUAUGGCCUUGUACCUGUCCGCAGGUGUGAUUUCGACGUUUAUCAGUUACGUGUCUAAAACAGCGACAGGUCGGUUGGGUCCAUCACUGGGGGCGUCAGGGGCCAUUAUGACUGUCCUCGCGGCUGUUUGCACCAAAAUGCCUGAAGCCAAACUGGCCAUCAUCUUCCUCCCGAUGUACACCUUCACUGCUGGAAACGCUCUUAAGGCUAUCGUUGCCUUGGAUACGACAGGCUUGAUUCUGGGAUGGCGUUUUUUUGAUCACGCAGCUCAUUUAGGUGGUGCUUUGUUUGGCAUCUGGUAUAUACUUUACGGUCAUGAGCUUAUGUGGAAGAACAGAGAGCCACUGGUGAAGUUGUGGCAUGACUUCAGAACGGGAGGACCAGGCACUGGCGGCAAUGGCUCCAUUUAGAGCAUUGCAUCAUGGGUAGAAACUAAGCCCAUGACCUGAGGAGGAGAAGAAUUUUAAGAAAUGGACAUAAACACAUUCAUGCAAAUAUUUAAGCACUUGAACCACAUUCUGCUGUUGUCAUAAUCAGUGAGUUCAAAUGUGUGUAAGAGAGAGAGUCUGUUUGAUAGAGUGAGGUCCGUUUGAACUGUGAAGUUCUGCCCCCUGAGUUUUGAUUUGAAUCCAAUAAGCCCCGCCCACAUUAUGAGGGGCGGAGCUUCAGCACACACGUUGACUCUGACAACAGCAAAACGGCCCUCUCGACAGCAUGUACAGAUAUCUAAAUGUUUCAAAUAGUCUGUAACCAUUUCAUUUUGAAAAAUAAAAUGCUUAUUUAAAAUACUGUUUUCAGCGUCGUCAGAAAUCGUCGUCAGAGUGUGUAAUAUGUGGUACGUGAGCAGAGAAGUGUUUGUUUUCUGAUCGCCUCAAACGAGACUUUGAUCCUUGUUUAAUGUGAAUGAUUCACCAGGUUUUUUUCUGCUGUACAUCACGUCAUCAAAUACACAGUACAAACCGUUUCGGUGUUGUUUUCUGGAAUAGGUCAAAGUUCAAUUGCAGUCAUAGUAUCAUAACGGCUUAUUAACAGUGAGCGUGUUUAUCACUUCCUCAUGUUUUCAUGAAGUCACUGUAUCACUCGUCACUUCCUGUUUUCCCAUUUUCUCUCUCUUCCUGUUAUUCUGGUCUUGCACAUCCCUGAUCCCUGAAUCACUCCUUUUACCCGUUUUGUUGUCUUGAUAUUUUUGUUUCAUUUUUAACUCGUGAUUUAGUCUCAUGAGGAAAUGUCCAGGUCACAUUUCACUCCAAAAUGAAGAGAAAGUUAUAAUUAUUUUUUGCAUCAAUAAAAUAGCCAAUUUGUAGGACCAUUGA